Messenger RNA from Myotis myotis, 1888 nucleotides. RefSeq names its product coiled-coil domain containing 130 (gene YJU2B). The record is from RefSeq and is a predicted model, not a curated record. Gene Ontology annotation, cellular component: U2-type spliceosomal complex; post-mRNA release spliceosomal complex. The transcript is spliced from 10 exons. Gene Ontology annotation, biological process: mRNA splicing, via spliceosome. NCBI's taxonomy places the organism in Eukaryota, Metazoa, Chordata, Mammalia, Chiroptera, Vespertilionidae. Bases 535 to 1716 code for a protein of 393 amino acids.
GGGGGUGUCAAGCUGCUCCCUCACCCAAUCUGGGAGCCGUCCUACUGACACGAGCACGCCGGGGGUUCCCACGGUUCUGGGGUCGCGGGCCCGUUGUCCGGAGCGGCCCAGGUCCCAGUCGUGACCCCGGACCCAAAUCCCGGGCUACGGCCGUGACCCCAGACGCAGCCUUGGCCCGUAUGAUGCCUGCAGGGCCCCUCGGUUUACUACAUCUAGAAAUGGAACCAGUAAGCCCCUACCUCGCUGGGUCGUGGUGAAGAUUUUGUAAAAUAACUCUUGUAAAACGGUGGGCAUGAGAAACAAUCAAAACCACCAACUUGGUUAAUUCGGCGUUAGGUGCUGUUCUGAGAACUUGAACUCACUGAGUCUUUUUGGUUUUUUUAAUAUAUUUUAUUGAUUUUUUACAGAAAGGAAAGGAGAGGGAUAGAGAGUUAGAAACAUCGAUCAGCUGCCUCCUGCACACUCCCCACUGGGGAUGUGCCCGCAACCAAGAUUGGCCACGUUGAGGGUGAGGACCAGUAGGCAGUUCCCAAGAUGGGUGAAAGGAAAGGUGUAAACAAGUACUACCCUCCGGAUUUCAACCCUGAAAAGCAUGGCUCUCUCAACCGAUACCACAACAGCCACCCGCUCCGGGAGCGGGCUCGGAAGCUGUCCCAGGGCAUCCUCAUCAUCAGAUUCGAGAUGCCAUAUAACAUCUGGUGUGAUGGCUGCAAGAACCACAUUGGCAUGGGUGUUCGUUACAACGCAGAAAAGAAGAAGGUUGGCAAUUACUACACGACCCCGAUCUACAGAUUCCGGAUGAAAUGCCACCUCUGCAUCAACUACAUCGAGAUGCAGACAGACCCUGCCAACUGUGACUAUGUGAUCGUGAGUGGUGCCCAGCGCAAGGAGGAGCGCUGGGACAUGGCGGACAAUGAGCAGGUGCUGACGACAGAGCAUGAGAAGAAGCAGAAGCUGGAGACAGACGCCAUGUUCCGUCUGGAGCACGGGGAGGCCGACCGAAGCACACUCAAGAAGGCCCUGCCCACCCUGAGCCACAUCCAGGAGGCACAGAGCGCCUGGAAGGACGACUUUGCCCUCAACAGCAUGCUGCGGAAAAGGUUCCGGGAAAAGAAAAAAGCCCUGCAGGAGGAGGAGGAGCGGGACCAGGCUCUGCAGGCCAAGGCGAGCCUGGCCAUCCCCCUGGUGCCUGAGACAGAGGACGACCGCAGGCUGGCCGCCUUGCUCCAGUUCCAUACGCUGGACUCCUAUGAGGACAAGCAGAAACUCAAGCGGACAGAGAUCAUCAGCCGCUCCUGGUUCCCCUCGACCUCGGGGCCCAGCAACUGCAGCAAAGCUGGCAGCGUCCUGAAGAAGCUGGCCCAGAACCGCAAAUCAGCACCUGCGGGCUCCCCCAUCACCGUGGGGGGCCUGGGUAUUGUUCGAAGGCAGUCCCGGGAGACCUCAGAGAGCCCACAGCAUGCUGCUGAGACCUCUACGUCUGAGAAGCUACAGGGCACCACCCAGGACAUGCCCACAUCCCCCCAAGACUGCUCUCAGGAGACAGCCAAGACCCCCAAGACAAAGGAACCUCAAGGGCAGACUGGGGGCUGUCAGGACAGGCCCCAGUCCUCAUCAGGCUCCUCCCAGGAGGCAGCCGAUCCCCAGGACACGCCACACCCCUACACCCUCAACUCUUCCCUUGUGGCUGACUACUCAGACUCGGAGAGUGAGUGAUUACGGGACUGGACCACCAGCCCUCCAAGACCUCAGACAUUACCCCUUCCUCAGACCUCGCCUUCCCGAGGGAUGGAAUUAUUUAUUUGAUCCUGAAGAGGGGGAGCGGGUAUGUGUGCCGUGUAGGACAUCCCCCUUCCCCCCAAGACUUAUUAAAGCCCUGCUUCUUUGC